UGUCUGGAAUGUCAACAGAUUGUUAGGAGACCAACACUGAGAUCUUCAUCAUGGUUUCCAGGUCCUACAUGGUCCGAUUUCUCAGCUUUAUGCUUGUGCUUCACCAGUCUCUGGCCACAGUCUUCCUAAAUCAGGAGGAAGCCAACGAUGUCUUGAAAAGAGGAAGAAGGGCUAACUCUUUCCUUGAAGAGUUGAGAUCAGGCUCUCUGGAGAGAGAAUGUAUUGAAGAAAAAUGUUCAUUUGAGGAAGCCAGAGAAAUUUUCAAGAGCAAUGAAAGGACUAAACAAUUUUGGAUUCAGUACAGUGAUGAGGACCAAUGUGCUUCAAAUCCCUGCCAGAAUGGAGGAACCUGUGCUGAUCAGUUCCAAUCCUACGUCUGCUUCUGCCCUGUGGAGUUUGAGGGCAGGAACUGUGAAACAAGCAAAAAUAGCUUGCUCAUCUGCAAAGCUGACAACCGUGGCUGUCACCAGUACUGCACUGAUAACCCUAACACCACACACCACUGCUAUUGUGAUCAGGGCUAUGCUCUGGCCCCAGAUGGAGUAUCCUGCAAUCCAGUAGUUGACUAUCCCUGUGGGAGAAUACCAAUCUUGGAAAAGAGAAAUGGAAGUAUUCCAGAAGGCAGAAUUGUAGGUGGUUAUACAUGCCCUAAAGGAGAAUGUCCAUGGCAGGUUCUGAUAUUGGUGAAAAAUGAAUUGCUAUGUGGUGGUACUCUGCUUACCAAUACGUGGGUUGUCUCUGCUGCUCACUGCUUUGAUAAAUUAUUUCACCAUUUAUGGGGAAGCCUGAUGGUCAUACUCGGUGAGCAUGAAAUAGACAAAGAAGAAGGGACAGAACAAAAGAGCCCAGUUGCUGAAGUCAUUAUUCAUGAGCGGUACAUUCGAUCGAAAAUCAACCAUGAUAUCGCCCUGAUGCGUCUACAAAAGCCCAUAAACUUCACAGACUACGUGGUGCCCCUCUGCUUGCCUGAGAGGAGAUUCUCUGAGGACCAUCUGGCCGAUGUCAGGUUUUCCUCAGUGAGUGGCUGGGGCCAGCUCCUGGACAGGGGGGCCACCUCUUUAGAGCUCAUGAUAAUUGAGGUGCCCCGGUUAAAGACCCAGGACUGUCUCCAGCAAAUAAAGAGAACUUCCCGAUCGCCUGAAAUUACUGAGAACAUGUUCUGUGCAGGCUUCCUGAAUGGAACAAAAGAUUCCUGCAAGGGGGACAGUGGAGGGCCCCAUGCCACCAAGUACAUGGGCACGUGGUAUCUAACUGGGAUUGUCAGCUGGGGGGAAGGUUGUGCAUCUGUGGGCCACUAUGGGGUUUACACAAGGGUCUCCAAAUAUAUUGACUGGCUGAAUAAACACAUAAAUCCCUAAGUCUUCCUUUUCAAUUAGUUGACACAAAUUCAGUCCUACUGUAAUGGCUACUAAAAAGGUAUCUUCAGUAUCUUUGGCAUUACCUUGCCUAGAAUAAAGUACCUACUGUUUGAAAUCA
Messenger RNA from Vombatus ursinus (common wombat), 1476 nucleotides. Its product is annotated as coagulation factor VII-like. NCBI's taxonomy places the organism in Eukaryota, Metazoa, Chordata, Mammalia, Diprotodontia, Vombatidae. The record is from RefSeq and is a predicted model, not a curated record. Gene Ontology annotation, cellular component: extracellular region. Bases 51 to 1358 code for a protein of 435 amino acids. Gene Ontology annotation, biological process: proteolysis; blood coagulation. The transcript is spliced from 8 exons. Gene Ontology annotation, molecular function: serine-type endopeptidase activity; calcium ion binding.